This is a messenger RNA of Siniperca chuatsi (mandarin fish), 847 nucleotides long. It is a transcript of the gene cript, whose product is annotated as cysteine-rich PDZ-binding protein. Lineage: Eukaryota; Metazoa; Chordata; Actinopteri; Centrarchiformes; Sinipercidae. Gene Ontology annotation, biological process: cytoplasmic microtubule organization. The record is from RefSeq and is a predicted model, not a curated record. Gene Ontology annotation, molecular function: microtubule binding; PDZ domain binding. Bases 147 to 452 code for a protein of 101 amino acids. The transcript is spliced from 5 exons. Gene Ontology annotation, cellular component: dendrite.
CAAUCAAUCUGUUGCGAAUACGAGUAAGCGGAAGAAACGGCCGGAAGUUUACAAACAUUAACCGAGCAAGCGUCAUUUAGCUAUUAUUGUGUUUUAUUUUUUACCAGCCGUCGAAAAGCGUCGAUUUAAACAAACCUAGAGAAAAGAUGGUUUGUGAAAAGUGCGAGAAGAAGCUUGGUAAAGUCAUCACACCUGACACCUGGAAGGAUGGAGCACGGAAUACAACAGAGGGUGGUGGGCGUAAGCUAAAUGAAAACAAAAUCCUGACUUCUAAGAAAGCCAGGUUUGACCCUUACAGCAAGACAGGCUUUGCUACCUGCAGGAUCUGCAAGAGCUCAGUUCAUCAGUCUGGAUCACACUACUGUCAGGGCUGUGCAUACAAGAAAGGAAUCUGUGCGAUGUGUGGAAAGAAAGUUUUGGACACCAAGAACUACAAACAGACAUCUGUGUGACAGCGUGCCGAUCAGAGAACAGUUCCACGAGUGAAUAGCAGAUGUGUGGAUGAGACUGAUUGUGCAUGUCCUCUUGUCACAUUUUCAGUACCAUGUCCUGUCAUAGACACCUAUAGCUCCUUACUGUUAUUCUUCUUACCUGCGUGAAAGAGAAAGAUUUGCCUACUUAUUAUAUAACGCCACUGGAACUAUUACAGUGGCCAUACACAGGGAAGCACUGUUGUCUCCAAAUACACCACCAGUUAUCACCUGCUCCUCAAGUCGAGGCUUCUAGAUUUUUUGUAUAUUUUAAAGUCAAUACUUAGACUUGGAUUCUUUGCUUUUUAAAAAUGAUUUCCGUAUGUAAUAUAUCAAGUGUUUAAAUUUUUUUGAGUGAAUUAAAGCAUUCAAUAUGA